Molecule: messenger RNA, 4830 nt
Organism: Nematolebias whitei (Rio pearlfish)
Lineage: Eukaryota; Metazoa; Chordata; Actinopteri; Cyprinodontiformes; Rivulidae
Product: spectrin beta chain, non-erythrocytic 4
Biological process (GO): actin cytoskeleton organization
Cellular component (GO): cell projection; cortical actin cytoskeleton; plasma membrane
Molecular function (GO): actin filament binding
Source: RefSeq, a predicted model, not a curated record
AGUGGUGGAUGAUCAGGAUUUCUUCAGGGGCUAUGCUACAUCUGUCUCCUUUGAUGGCUGGAUUGGAACUGAUAAUCGGAGCUAGAAAAUAACCCCAACCUGCAUUGAACCUUGGAUGUGUUUGUAAUUCUUUACCAGUGUUGUCACUGGCACGUCUCCUCUUUUUUCUUUGCUGGUUGUUUUUGCCUUCUCUGAGACUGGCUAGCAGGCACUGCAGCAUGAGGACUGCAACAUCCAUGAAGCGGUAGAGCAUGAGGACCCAGGGGCGACCCUAAGGAAGGGCUUGAGUACUUCCAUUGCUACCACAGCUGAGCUGAGCGAUUGGGACAGCAGGUGGAGGAGAAGAUGCUUAUGGCCCGAGACACUGCGCGGGAUGAGGCACAGAAGCUGCACAGGAAGUGGCUGAAACACCAGGCCUUUAUGACAGAGCUGGCCCGCAAUAAAGAAUGGCUGGCCAAGAUAGAACAGGAGGGUCAAGAGCUGAUCCAGGAGAAGCCGGAGCUACGUUCGGUCGUGCAGCAAAAGCUGGAGGAGAUCAGGGAGUGCUGGUCCGACCUGGAGACCACAACAAAGGCUAAGGCCCGCCAGCUUUUUGAAAAUAACAAGCCCGAGCCAGCAGUCAAGAGCUAUUCAGACCUUGACAGUCAGCUGUCCCAUUUGGAGCAGCAGCCACCGCAGCUCGAGCAGGCACACCAUCUGCCCACCUUUAAUGAACAGCUCCAGAAAUUCCAGGCUAUGGAAUCUCAGAUUGGGGACUUUUACAAGGAUGUGGGAGAGUUAGGAAGUUUGCAGGGGCUAAGCGUACCCCAGCGAGGCCUGAUGGCAGGUGACAAAGAGGGCGCUGAGCAGUUGGGUGAAGUGGAGACCCGCAUCGUUCGACUGAUUGAGCCACUGAAGGAGAGACGUCGCAUCCUGCUGGCCUCCAAGGAGAUGCACCAAGUAGCCCAGGAUCUGGAAGAUGAAAUACUGUGGAUCCAAGAGCGGCUUCCCCUGGCCUCCUGCAAGGAUUAUGGAACUAACCUCCAGAGUGUACAGCACUAUCUGAAAAAGAACCAGACACUUCAACGAGAGCUGACAGGGAGGCGAGCACGAAUUGAAGAGGUUUUAGACCGGGCUGGAAUUAUUGCCUCACUGAGAACUCCUGAGGUGGACUUUGUGCGUGAAGGGGCGGGGCAUGUGCGCCAGCUGUGGGAGGUUUUGCAGCUGGAGACAGAAAGGAGAUCUGUGAUGCUGGAUGCUGCACUACAGGCUCAGCAGUACUACAGUGAGGCAGCUAAAGUGGAGUCCUGGCUAUCAGGGCAGAAGCUCCAUGUGGCCAGUGAAGAAAAAGGAACAGAUGAGGCAAGUACACUGCAGCUACUAAAGGCCCACCUGACUCUGGAACAAACAGUGGAAACCUAUGCAGAGACAGUAGGCAUGCUGUCCCAGCAAUGCCAGCGUCUACUGGAGUUGGGACACCCGGAGAGUGAGCAGAUUACAAAGCAGCAGUCCCACAUAGACCGGCUGUAUGUGUCACUCAAAGACAUGGUGGAGCACAGAAAGGCCAAGCUGGAACAACAGUACUGGCUCUACCAGCUUCACAAGGAGGUAGAGGAGCUAGAGAAAUGGAUCACUGAGCGUGAGGCAGUGGCAGCUUCCACAGAGCUGGGCAAAGACCUGGAGGAUGUAACGGCGCUUCAGGAGAAGUUCACCAAGUUUGCCUCAGAAACCUUCAGCACUGGCGAACAGCGCAUGGAGCAAGUGAACAAAAUGGUGAAUGAGAUGAUUGACUGUGGUCACUCAGAUGCAGCCAACAUCGCAGAGUGGAAAGAUGGACUGAAUGAGUCAUGGGCUGAUCUCCUGGAGCUCAUGGAGACCCGCAGACAGAUGCUGGCAGCAUCACACCAACUGCACAGAUUCUUCACCGACUGCAAGGAGGUAAGGCAACUGCAGGAGAAUGCUGCCCAGUUGAGGACAAUCUAUGCUGGUGAGAAAGCUGAGGCCAUUAUGGUCAAGGAACACGAAGUGAUGGAGGCAUGGAAGGAACUGCUGAGAUCUUGUGAAGCCAGUCAUAUCCAGGUGACUUCUGUAACCGACAAGGUGCAGUUCUUCUCUGUGGUGCGAGAAAACUUAAUGUGGAUGGAAGGCAUCAUGGGCCAAAUAAGAUGGGACGAGCCGAGGGAUUUGACAGCUCUGGAAGUGAUGAUGAAACAACACCAGGAACUAAAAGCCAAAAUAGAUGGUCGCAGCAAGACCAUCCAACAGUGUGCAGAUCUUGGCAAGAUUCUGAUAGCUGCAGGCAACACUGCAUCAGAGGAGAUAAAGGAGAAGUUGGACUGUCUUUUGACUAAGCAAAGGGAUCUAGUGGAAAAAUGGGACAAGCACCAGGAAAGGUUGCAGUGUAAACAAGAAAAAUUCCAGUUUGCUCAGGAGACAGUAAAGGCAGAGGCCUGGCUAAAAGCCAAGGAGCCACUUAUCUCAUCCAAGCAAGAGGGAGAAGAGGCCCAUGCCCAAACUGAUGAGGUUGAGCAACUCAUACUUCGCCAUGAGGCCUUCCGCAAGGCUGCUGUAACGUGGAAAGAACGCUUCAGCUCCCUUCGCCAGCUUUCCGCAGCUGAGAAGAAACAAGAGGAGGACAAAAAGACAACUCCGCUUUCUAGUCGAAGGAUGUUCCCGUUAUCUUGUCUGACUCCCAGUGUUCCUUCGAGCAGUGCUACCUCUUCUUUCUUGAGGCAUUCAAUACCAGUUCAUGUGAAACACAAACCUUUACAAACCAGCUUGGAUUUGGGUGCCUGUUCCUCAACCCAGAGAUUAACAACAACACUAGCUAGCUAUAACACAGUUUUAAAUGGAUCAGGCUACCAUGGACCAGAUCAACAAGCAGGAAAGUUGAUAAGCACCACAUACUUAGGUGUGAACCAACAGACAACUGGAGCUGACUCUGGUUUCUCUGCAUCCCAGAGUGGUGGAGCAGACAUUUCUACUUACCAUGGGGUAAAUCACCAAACAGCUGGUAGUGCAGAGAGUUCUGGAUACUAUGGAGUGACCACUGGCUGUGUAGGUGGUAUGCAAAAUCAUCUAUCUGGUGGUAAGUUAGGAAGUUCAGGAAACAUCACUCAGCAGCCAAGCAGUGGAAGUCUAGGAAGCCCUGGCUUUCUGACUCAACAAAAUAUGGGCAGUUCUGGAUAUUUGGCACAACCACAAAAUUUUGGAAGUUCUGUUUAUUUGGGACAGCACCCUAAUAUGGGAAGCUCUGGGUAUUUGGCACAACAGCCUAAUAUGGGAAGCUCUGGGUAUUUGGCACAACAGCCUAAUAUGGGAAGCUCUGGGUAUUUGGCACAACAGCCUAAUAUGGGGAGCUCUGGGUAUUUGGCACAACAGGCUAAUAUGGGGAGCUCUGGGUAUUUGGCACAACAGCCUAAUAUGGGGAGCUCUGGACACCUGGCACAGAAUUAUCAGGGCAGUGGUGGAUUAGGAAGCUCAAGCUAUUUGGCACAAAAUCAUUACAGCAGUGGAAGUUUAGGCAGCUCUGGUUACCUGGUUCAGAGUGGAGGCAUCAUGGACCCUAAGAUGGCAUAUGCAUGGCAGCACCUGAAAGCUGACUUCAUGCAGCCCAAGAUCAAUCACAUACACAAAGCUAUAAACCCUCUUCUGGAGGCUAGCAGAUUGCAGCGAGAACAGUUUGGGGAUAUUCCAAUGGCAGAUAUGAUGGGGCCAGAGUCAGGACUGGAACUUCUUCAUGGCCGUCUCCAGAGGGAUCCCCGUGGUAGUCGUUCUGAUCCACAGAUGGACCAUCUGAGGCGAGAGCGAGAAUAUAAACUGGGAAGACAGACCUCCAGUGAACAGGAAAUCCAAGCCCGGCUGAAUGAGCUGCCACUAAUAGUGCGGCAGGAGCGUUACCGGAGGCGCAUCGAGAGGCAGUCAUCCAGUGAACAAGAGGGCAGCAACAAGCAGAGGCUACAGAGACAGGAUUCGAGUGACCUAGAGGGCUCUGUUAAAGAUGGCUCUGACAAACGCUCAGGGGAGAAGAGAUCCACCAUGGCAGAGAUUGUGGAACAGGUCCAGGAGAGAGAGGCAGCACAUGCACGUGGAGAGCCUUAUCGUCCUCCUAGCAGUCUCUCAGCACCCGUGACUCGUUCUGAUGGACGCCCUCGAGCUCGAGACCGUCCUAAACCUAGGAGGCGUCCCCGUCCAAAAGAACCUGAGGGAACUCGCCGUUCUCGCUCAGCCCCAGCUACUGGUGCCCCAACAACACCCCAGCCACCUUCUCACACAGCUCAAAAUGAAGGAUUCCUCUACCGUAAAAAGGCCACCAGCACUGACCUUGAAGCUCAACAGAGGAGCCCCAACAGCAAAUCCUGGGUGAACGUAUACUGUGUGCUGAAAGAUGGAAUGAUGACUUUCUACAAAGAUGCUAGGAACCACACCACAACAUACAAUGGAGAGCCCACUGUUGACCUCAGUAACUGCUCAUUUGAUCCUUCAGUGGGGUACAAGAAGAAGAAAAAUGUCUUCAUUUUGCAAGUAAACGAUGGAACCAAUUUAGUCUUUCAUGCAAGAGAUGAGGAGGACUUGAAGGCUUGGACUUCAAAUAUCACCGCCUCCAUAGCUGAACACGACGACAUGGCUAAGUGGGACAAGCCAGGCACCUCAUCCAUGGACCCUGACCACUCCGAAAGGAAGGAGAAGUCAGAAGGGGACGCAGACAUGCAGUCAGAAAGGUCUGAGCUGGGGGAGGGGGAGCAGGGCUCAGAGAAAGGUGAAGUCUCAGAGAAGUUAGACACGUCUGAAAUUGCUGACAAGUUGGAAUGUGGGGCAGGCGGGUCCAGCACAUCCGGAAAAAGCAAAUGA